AUGAACCGCUCCCCAGAGCAAUGAGAAAUAUUGGGCACUUCAUCAGGUGAGUUCAGGUGCAUUUCUAGAGAUUGUCCAGGUGAAGCGGUAUCACUUUCAUGGGCUGAUAACAAGAAUAGAGAACCAUCCAUAUCCACAAGCGGCAGAACCUCUUCCAGCAAAACGGAGGUGCCUCACCCAAAGGUGGCCGAGGAGGCCGUCGGAGGACCACAAAGCUGCAAGUGGCUUUUCUGGGGCCUGCAGGGAACAGUUGGAGGAUGCUUGGAAGGGCACCCACACCGGGUCUCACAGGAGUCUGCACCUACAGGUCACGCUGGCAUUAGCCCCUCAUCCUCUGGAGUUCAUCUCAUCCAGGCGAAGACAGCUCGCUGGCCUCAGAGGGUCUCAUCUGCUGAGCAGUGCCUCCUCCCGAUUCAGCACGUCCCUGGUGCUGACUUUCUGCAUGUGUUCACUUUGAGGAUGCAUUGUGGGCCUGCAAGAAAUGCAAAGCUGGUUGAGGCUUUAUUAAAUUCAAAUUCAAACUGUUAA
This is a messenger RNA of Pongo pygmaeus (Bornean orangutan), 528 nucleotides long. RefSeq lists its product as uncharacterized. The record is from RefSeq and is a predicted model, not a curated record. NCBI's taxonomy places the organism in Eukaryota, Metazoa, Chordata, Mammalia, Primates, Hominidae. The transcript has 6 exons.